AUGGUUUUGCCCAGAUUAUACUCUGCUGCUUCUCGUUCUGCUUUAAACGCCGUUAAGCGUGACCUCACCUUCUCCAGAGGUUUGGCUACUGCUGCCCCAGCCACUGGUAAGAUCAGAGCUGUCAUUGGUGCUAUUGUCGAUGUCCAAUUCGAGCAAGGCCAAUUGCCAGCCAUUUUGAACGCCCUGACUAUCCAACAGGGUGACUCAAAGUUGGUCUUGGAGGUUGCCCAACAUUUGGGUGAGAACACCGUCAGAACCAUUGCUAUGGACGGUACCGAAGGUUUGGUCCGUGGUACCGCUGUCCUUGACACUGGUUCUCCAAUCUCUGUCCCAGUUGGUCGUGGAACCUUGGGCCGUAUCAUCAACGUCACUGGUGACCCAAUUGACGAGAGAGGCCCAAUUGAGCACACUAAGAGAAACCCAAUUCACGCCGAGCCACCUUCGUUCGUUGAGCAAUCCACCAACGCCGAGGUCUUGGAGACUGGUAUCAAGGUUGUCGACCUUUUGGCCCCAUACGCCAGAGGUGGUAAGAUUGGUCUUUUCGGUGGUGCCGGUGUCGGUAAGACCGUUUUCAUCCAAGAGUUGAUUAACAACAUUGCCAAGGCCCACGGUGGUUUCUCCGUCUUUACCGGUGUCGGUGAGCGUACCAGAGAAGGUAACGAUUUGUACCGUGAAAUGAAGGAAACCGGUGUCAUCAACCUCGAGGGUGACUCCAAGGUGGCCUUGGUGUUCGGUCAAAUGAACGAGCCACCAGGAGCCAGAGCCCGUGUUGCUUUGACUGGUUUGACCAUCGCUGAGUACUUCAGAGAUGAGGAAGGUCAGGAUGUGUUGUUGUUCAUUGACAACAUUUUUAGAUUCACCCAAGCCGGUUCCGAGGUGUCUGCCUUGCUGGGACGUAUUCCAUCCGCUGUCGGUUACCAACCUACCUUGGCCACCGAUAUGGGUCUCUUGCAAGAGCGUAUCACCACCACUAGAAAGGGUUCCGUCACCUCCGUCCAGGCCGUUUACGUGCCAGCCGAUGAUUUGACUGAUCCUGCUCCAGCCACCACCUUUGCUCAUUUGGACGCCACCACCGUGUUGUCCCGUGGUAUCUCUGAGUUGGGUAUCUACCCAGCUGUCGACCCAUUGGACUCCAAGUCUAGAUUGUUGGAUGCCGCUGUUGUCGGUCAAGAGCACUACGACGUUGCCGUCCAGGUUCAACAAACCUUGCAGGCCUACAAGUCUUUGCAAGAUAUCAUUGCCAUUUUGGGUAUGGAUGAAUUGUCCGAAACCGACAAGCUCACCGUCGAGCGUGCUCGUAAGAUCCAACGUUUCCUCUCUCAACCAUUCGCCGUCGCCGAGGUCUUCACCGGUAUCCCAGGUAGAUUGGUCAGAUUGAAGGACACCAUCACUUCUUUCAAGGAUGUCUUGGCUGGAAAGUACGAUGAGUACCCAGAGAAUGCUUUUUACAUGGUUGGUGGUAUCGAAGAUGUUGUCGCUAAGGCUGAGAAGUUGGCUGCUGAAGCCAACUAA
This is a messenger RNA of Kuraishia capsulata CBS 1993, 1512 nucleotides long. RefSeq lists its product as uncharacterized. Bases 1 to 1512 code for a protein of 503 amino acids. Gene Ontology annotation, biological process: proton motive force-driven mitochondrial ATP synthesis; proton transmembrane transport. The record is from RefSeq and is a predicted model, not a curated record. NCBI's taxonomy places the organism in Eukaryota, Fungi, Ascomycota, Pichiomycetes, Pichiales, Pichiaceae. The transcript is spliced from 2 exons. Gene Ontology annotation, molecular function: ATP binding; proton-transporting ATP synthase activity, rotational mechanism; ATP hydrolysis activity.